AUACCAUUAUAUAGAAAAAGAGUCAUUGAGUUACAUCAAAAUGCAAUCACAAAUUUUGUAGAAGACAAAUUUGGCGUCAUCGUCUCAAGAUAAAUCGAAUGCUAAUAAAAGACGACCAUUUUACAGUAAAAAGUGAAUAUUUUGUUAAAAUGAUGCAUUGUCUUCGUCAUUUGAAAACCAUUGUUGCCAGAAAUCCAAUUCAAAAUCAAGGCUGUGAAAUAGUAUUGCAUAAAAACACAUGUAAAGUUUUAAAUAGAAACAUACUUAGGGCUUUGUCUGUCACUGCAUGUGUUCACAAGAAGGAGUCCACAGCUAAAGCUCUGUCUAGUAUAAAACCGAAAUCAAAACAUGAUACUGUGCAACAUUUCGUCGAUAUAAAACAGGUAAGAACAAUCGGUGGAAACGGCGGAAAUGGACUGGUAUCGUUCUUACGAUUGUGGGUUAAUGAUCGGGCCGGUCCCGACGGAGGCGAUGGUGGAAAUGGUGGUCACGUAAUAUUCGAGGUGAAAACAGACGUAAAAGAUCUUAACCAUGUAGAGUCUGUAAUUAGAGCUGAAAAUGGAGAGAAAGGUUAUAACAAGGAUUGCUUCGGUAAAAAUGCGGAGCAUAAUGUGGUUUAUGUGCCUGUUGGCACGAUCGUGCGUGAUACGGAUGGUAGGAUAUUAGGCGACCUGGAUAAACCCGGAAUGAUGUUUAUCGCCGCGAGAGGUGGUGCCGGUGGGCACGGAAAUGCCUAUUUCAAAUCGAAUGCCCAACAGUCACCUGAAAUAUGCGAAUAUGGUGCAACCGGAGAAAAUUUAGAAUAUGUGUUGGAAGUAAGAAGCAUGGCCCAUAUAGGAUUAAUUGGUCUACCAAAUGCUGGUAAAAGUACACUUUUAAGGGCAAUAUCCAGAGCCAGGCCAAAGAUAGCGGCGUAUCCUUUUACUACUUUAAAACCUCAUAUAGGCAUGAUACAGUACGAUGAUUAUGAACAAGUAGCAGUGGCUGAUAUGCCCGGUCUCAUAGAAGAUUCGCAUAAAAAUAAAGGACUUGGCAUAACUUUCCUCAAACAUGCUGAACGUUGCGCCGCUUUAAUAUUUAUCAUAGAUAUUACAAUGGACGAGCCAUGGGUGGCUUUACAAACUUUAAAAUAUGAGAUAAGUCAGUUUAAUGAAAAACUAAACGAUAGGCCUCAUAUCAUUGUAGCCAACAAGAUGGAUUUAUCAAAUGCCGAGGUUAAUUUACAAUUAUUCAAGGACCGUGUACAUCUGCCGAUAAUACCCAUCUCCGCUAAAAAGGGCAGUAACAUUUCCACUUUAUUGAAGGAAAUUAGAAUAUUGUAUGAUAAUCUUAAAGUUGACGUAUCAGAAAAAGACACCGAAAUUUUUGUAUAACACAAUAAAGUAUUCCAGUAAAAAUGUAUACAAAA
Linepithema humile (Argentine ant) is the source of this 1408-nucleotide messenger RNA. Its product is annotated as mitochondrial ribosome-associated GTPase 2. The record is from RefSeq and is a predicted model, not a curated record. Gene Ontology annotation, molecular function: magnesium ion binding; GTP binding; GTPase activity. Gene Ontology annotation, cellular component: mitochondrion. Lineage: Eukaryota; Metazoa; Arthropoda; Insecta; Hymenoptera; Formicidae.